Messenger RNA from Magallana angulata, 1410 nucleotides. Its product is annotated as V-type proton ATPase 16 kDa proteolipid subunit c-like. The coding region runs from base 111 to 581 and encodes 156 amino acids. The transcript has 3 exons. Gene Ontology annotation, molecular function: proton-transporting ATPase activity, rotational mechanism. NCBI's taxonomy places the organism in Eukaryota, Metazoa, Mollusca, Bivalvia, Ostreida, Ostreidae. Gene Ontology annotation, cellular component: proton-transporting V-type ATPase, V0 domain. The record is from RefSeq and is a predicted model, not a curated record. Gene Ontology annotation, biological process: proton transmembrane transport.
AUGAUUACAUGUCAUACGCCAUAUUCACGGUGAACAAAUUUUGAGGAAGAACAGUCGGGAAAGAUAUCUUCUUUUAAUUCCUUUUUGUGAACAAUUCUUUGACUUGGACAAUGGCAAAUACACAACCGAUUUAUACCCCAUUCUUUGGCUCAAUGGGCGCCACAGCCGCCAUAGCUUUCAGUGCCCUGGGAGCUGCCUAUGGAACAGCUAAGUCCGGCACUGGAAUAGCAGCUAUGUCUGUGAUGAGGCCAGAGCUGAUCAUGAAAUCCGUCAUUCCUGUUGUCAUGGCUGGUAUUCUUGCUAUUUACGGCUUAGUCGUAGCUGCUGUCAUAGCUAACAGUAUCGGGAAAGACUACACCCUAUUCAAGAGUUUCACACACUUGGGAGCUGGUCUCAGUGUAGGUCUCAGUGGUUUGGCCGCCGGAUUCGCCAUCGGAAUCGUGGGAGAUGCGGGAGUACGUGGAACGGCACAGCAACCUCGACUGUUUGUUGGAAUGAUUCUGAUUCUCAUUUUCGCUGAAGUAUUGGGAUUAUACGGAUUUAUCGUCGCUCUAAUUUUGGCUACAAGAAACGAGAGUUAAUUCAUUCUCACCAUGACUACUGAACUUGUACAAAAUUGUCAGAAAUGCUGGUCUAUUGUUAUAUUGUGUUUGUAAGAGAGGGGACGAUCAAAAUAUCUCAAUAAAUCCUGUACAUUGAAAGUAAGCCCGUGUAAAACUAAUUCAUGUCAUUUGACAUUGUAUAAGGUCUGGAUAUGGUAGUGUUUGUAGAACUGUGUUGUAAGUGCUGUGUUAUAAUCAUUCCUAUAGUGGGCCAGUCACUUCUAGAUCUUGUGCAUCAUUUCUGUGAUUUGUGUUAUAGUUAAACACGGGGUAUUCUCAAAGUUUACAUGUAUCUUCUAUAAAAAUUGUUAAAAAGUUCACUUUCCAUCUCUAUCCUGACCUUGAAAUUACCCACCAUAUUCUCUGGUAUCUUUCUCAUACAAUACUCUUUAUUAUUAUACAAGGUACAUGUGAACAUACAUGAACUGUGGAAGUAUGUAUAAAUAUUAACUAAAGGUAUUUAAUAUAUUGUCUGUUGUUGUUUUUUCUGUCUAGUCUUAAAAAAAAAUAAUAAUGUAUUUGGAAACUGGCAAUUCUGAAAAUUUUUUGUCAUUAGAUAUUACCUUGUUCAUGCUUUUGACACAUUUAAUAUGUCUUGGCCUAGUUUUAACUUCAAUUCCAUUGUUGCCUAAUUAUUAUUAAAAGAAAGACAUCUAUAUAUGUAGAGUUAAUGUAAUGUAAUCUCUCAAAAGGAAACCUUAUUUAGAUAGAUGAAAUCACUAUGGAGCUAGAUCUAGCAGUGAAUCUGUAUUAGGUCAUAAUUUUAUGAUUUCCACCACGCCAAGUGGCAAUAAAAUUAACAAACAAG